Mus musculus (house mouse) is the source of this 11713-nucleotide messenger RNA. It is a transcript of the gene Slc1a2, whose product is annotated as solute carrier family 1 (glial high affinity glutamate transporter), member 2. Gene Ontology annotation, cellular component: plasma membrane; synapse; cell surface. The transcript is spliced from 12 exons. NCBI's taxonomy places the organism in Eukaryota, Metazoa, Chordata, Mammalia, Rodentia, Muridae. Gene Ontology annotation, biological process: L-glutamate transmembrane transport; L-cysteine transmembrane transport; D-aspartate import across plasma membrane. The record is from RefSeq and is a predicted model, not a curated record. Bases 777 to 2468 code for a protein of 563 amino acids. Gene Ontology annotation, molecular function: L-glutamate transmembrane transporter activity; high-affinity L-glutamate transmembrane transporter activity; glutamate:sodium symporter activity.
GGGUGAUGUCAGCUCUGGACAAAAAUAGAGAGGGAUCGCCUGCAAAUCCCCAGCUCCGGCUGGGCUAAACCUUGCAAUCCCUCUUCGGCCGGCGCCGAGCCAGGGCGCAGCGGCCUCUACCGCCUCCCCCGGCGCGCACACACCAGCACACGCGCACGCACGCACACACUCCCCCGCACUCGCACUCCCGGUCUUCCCCAUCCCGCUCGGUGCCGGCCACUCCUGGUACCGGUCUGCCCCGCGGCGAAGCACACAGACACGCACACACACAGGUGGCUGCUGGGAAGCGGGGAGUGUGUUCCUGCAGCCCUGCGGCCAGCGCGACCUCGCAGCAGCCGGUGCAGGAUCCCCGCAGCGCCCCUCGGAGCGCUGGCCGCGAGCCGCUCACGGGACCGCGCGCGGUGGAAAGCCGGGACGUGGAUUAGCGCCCGCAGCAGCCUCCCGCGCGCGCCGAGGCGCUAAAGGGCUUACCCAGGAGGGGGGUGCGAGGGCGGAGAGAGGCUGCCCGUUAAAUACCGCUCUCCGCCGCACUCCGGGCUCACCCAGCUCGCCGCCACCGUCUCCAGACCGUGCCCGGGAGGAGGGGGCGUUCCCCACGCCAUGGCAUCAACAGAGGGGAGGAGGUAAAAUGUCGUUACUGUGCUGAGCAGUGCUCCUUGCUGUUCCGUCUUAUGGGGAACGGGUCUGCAGGGACCAGCCGUUCACCUUGGCUCCUCUUCGCUGGCUAAGGGCCUUGUUCCCCUGGCAUUUAGGAGUUGCAUAAAAGUGCCAACAAUAUGCCCAAGCAGGUAGAAGUGCGCAUGCAUGACAGCCACCUCAGCUCCGAUGAGCCAAAGCACCGAAACCUGGGCAUGCGCAUGUGCGACAAGCUGGGGAAAAAUCUCCUGCUCUCACUGACUGUGUUUGGUGUCAUCCUGGGAGCAGUGUGUGGCGGGCUGCUUCGCUUGGCAUCGCCCAUCCACCCUGAUGUGGUCAUGUUGAUAGCCUUCCCGGGGGACAUACUCAUGAGGAUGCUGAAGAUGCUCAUCCUCCCUCUUAUCAUCUCCAGUUUAAUCACAGGGUUGUCAGGCCUGGAUGCUAAAGCCAGCGGCCGCCUAGGCACGAGAGCUAUGGUGUAUUACAUGUCCACGACCAUCAUUGCCGCCGUGCUGGGGGUCAUCCUGGUGUUGGCCAUCCACCCAGGCAAUCCCAAACUCAAGAAGCAGCUAGGGCCCGGGAAGAAGAACGACGAGGUGUCUAGCCUGGAUGCCUUCCUGGAUCUCAUUAGAAAUCUCUUCCCGGAGAACCUGGUGCAAGCCUGUUUCCAGCAGAUUCAGACAGUGACAAAGAAAGUUCUGGUGGCACCUCCAUCUGAGGAGGCCAAUACCACCAAGGCGGUCAUCUCCAUGUUGAAUGAAACCAUGAACGAGGCCCCUGAAGAAACUAAGAUCGUUAUCAAGAAGGGCCUGGAGUUCAAGGACGGGAUGAACGUCUUAGGUCUGAUCGGAUUCUUUAUUGCUUUCGGCAUUGCCAUGGGGAAGAUGGGUGAACAGGCCAAGCUGAUGGUGGAGUUCUUCAACAUUCUGAAUGAGAUCGUGAUGAAGUUAGUGAUCAUGAUCAUGUGGUACUCCCCUCUGGGUAUCGCCUGCUUGAUUUGUGGGAAGAUCAUCGCCAUCAAGGACUUAGAAGUGGUUGCUAGGCAGCUGGGGAUGUACAUGAUCACCGUGAUCGUGGGCCUCAUCAUUCACGGGGGCAUCUUUCUCCCCUUGAUUUACUUUGUAGUGACCAGAAAAAAUCCAUUCUCCUUUUUUGCUGGCAUAUUCCAAGCCUGGAUCACUGCUCUGGGAACUGCUUCCAGUGCUGGAACUUUGCCUGUUACCUUCCGUUGCUUGGAAGAUAAUCUAGGGAUUGACAAGCGUGUGACCAGAUUCGUCCUCCCAGUCGGAGCAACCAUUAACAUGGAUGGCACAGCCCUUUACGAGGCUGUGGCAGCCAUCUUCAUAGCCCAAAUGAAUGGGGUCAUCUUGGAUGGAGGUCAGAUUGUGACUGUAAGCCUUACAGCCACCCUGGCGAGCAUUGGUGCAGCCAGUAUUCCCAGCGCCGGGCUGGUCACCAUGCUCCUCAUUCUCACAGCUGUGGGCCUGCCAACGGAGGAUAUCAGUCUGCUGGUGGCGGUGGACUGGCUGCUGGAUAGAAUGAGAACUUCAGUCAAUGUGGUGGGCGAUUCUUUUGGGGCUGGGAUUGUCUAUCACCUUUCCAAGUCUGAGCUGGACACCAUUGACUCCCAACACCGAAUGCAGGAAGACAUCGAAAUGACCAAGACGCAGUCCAUUUACGACGACAAGAACCACAGGGAAAGCAACUCUAAUCAGUGUGUCUAUGCCGCACACAACUCUGUCGUAAUAGAUGAGUGCAAGGUAACUCUGGCGGCCAAUGGAAAGUCAGCUGACUGCAGUGUUGAGGAAGAACCUUGGAAACGUGAAAAAUAAUGACCCGAUUCUCAGCCAAUUCUUGAAUAAACUCCCCAGCGUAUCUUAUGGUAAAAGAUGCUCUCUAAACAGGCUUCCUUUACAAAAGGAAAAGAUGCAUAUGUUUCUAUGUUUACUUAAUCUGUUAGCUGAGGCAUAGAGGAGCUGUGUACACCCGUGAUGAUAGGCACCGUGCUGUGUCUUUGCCAAAUAAUGCUUUAUAACUGUCUAAUUUUCUUACUUGUGUUAUUGUUUGAAUGGACGCUGCUGGAGAAACUACUUUGAAUGGAAGACGUGUUCUUGCCAGCUUCCUUUUGUCUCAGUGCAACACUGUGGAUGCUAUUUUUUUUCCAAGGGGACAGGAUGAAAGCAGUGUGGUACCCUCCAGGGACUUAAGACAACGAGCACACAUGUGCUGUCUUCCUUAAAGUGUUCAUGGCUCACCUUGUUCUACACAAAAGAUUCUGCUUGAAGCUUCUAGAAUUACCUCCCCUCCAGCCUGUAGAGAGUUGGCACCUACAUUGAUUGAAAGCAUCUGCCUGGGGGAACUCUGACAACUUACCUUUUUGUGCACUGUCUAAGUAGAAUGUUUCAGAGUUUCAUGGGUGCCCAUACUCUGAAAUGCAGGUGACCAUAAAGGCCACAGCUCUGCCUUUCUGUGUGUGUGUGUGUGUGUGUGUGUGUGUGUGUGUGUGUGUGUGAGAGAGAGAGAGAGAGAGAGAGAGAGAGAGAGAGAGAGAGAGAUGUGUGUGUGUGAAAAAUGUGAAAUUUCAAAUUUGAAAAUGAUCUAGGAAUCAUUUGCAUAUUACCACUGUAUACCUUGAGGAAAGUGAAGGAGCAUAGUCAACUUGAAUUUUAGUCAGAAUUAAAUAUUCCAAUUCUCUUGUUUGACUUGCAUUCGUAGAGCAUAUUGAACUCAAGUGUGAUGAUCUGAUCUGGUUUUUUGUUCCACCCAUAGAUUCUCACUUGAGUUCCUCACCGAAAGAUAUUUCUAACACCCAAGUCACUUCCAUCACAUCCUUGUCUGCUUAUAUGGCUGAGCACUUCAGCUUCCUCACAUUAAGAGACACACGUUGGCUAUGACUCUUUUCCUAUCAUCCUGGUAUAUAUCUAAUAUGUAGAAAGUGUUUGUUAUAUUAAAGCACAUGAAAAAUAUCACAAAACACAAAAGUUCUUUGGUGAGAAGGGAACAGAAACCACACAUGUAUAUAAAAUCCUAUAAAGGUUCCUAUGACAGAGGCCAGGCAGCCUCAAACCAUCAGAUGGGGACCAAGAACGGCUCUACACAACUUUCCAGAUAGAAUCCUUUCCGGGGACUGUGAAAGUCUGAAGGAAUAAAUAAUAUAAUUGGCACAGCAUGAGGGUUUGCCUGUGGUAGGCAGCCAACGAAUCCUUAAUGAUGGGUUGUGCAAGCUAAAAUUGUGGAUGUCUCUAUUAUUAUCUUCUGUUGAAGAAUGCACAGUAUUUUCCUAAGAUCCUGGGUUUAACGGUUAGCGGGGAACUGGAACCACUGAAAAACAAAACAAAUUCAACUUGAAGGAGUGUCGGAACCCAAGCCAUCAGUCAGGGCAUGUGUGUCCUCUGAAGCAGGCAGAGCUGAGGAGACGUUCAUAAGCAGUAAUAGGACCCAUUGCCUCUGAAGAAGGGCACGGGGCCAUCGUUUCUCCUCUUAGCCCCUCUUGUGACUUCUCUCCUUCAAAUCAGACAGCUCAGACACAUACAAAAGACAAGAGAUUCCUGUUGCUUUAUCUCAUGAACCCUAACUGUUUUUAAACAAGGAUCACUAUUGAGCAGUAUUAAAUGAAUUAGUUUGUUCUGUUUCAGGUUUUGACUUUUGAAACAAGGUCUUUUUAUGUAGCCCAGAAUGGCUUCAAACUCUCACACCUACUGCUCAGCCUCGGUUCUAAGAUCACAGGUGGGCACCACUGCAUCGGCUGGCAGAACUCUUGUUUAUACUUUUCUGAGAGACAGUGAACAGGGUAGCAGUGACCAGCUGUGAAACCCUGAAGGAAGACAAGAAGGGCCAAAGGGAUUCUGCUCAGCUGUGGAACUAUUCUAGAUAGCCUGUAAGUGGUACCCCAGGGCUCUCCUAUGCUGAGUAGAUGUAUCUAGGCAAGGCAUCAGGAGCAUGCUGGGUUUUGCUGUGUUGGGGAGGGAAAGGCCAUUCCAUACAAUGAGUCUCCCCAUACAAGAAGAAACAAGGCCACGUGGGUACUUGAACAUUGCUCUUUUCUUAAAAGCACUCACAGGAUGACAGUGUUUGUCAUCUCAGAUUCUGCCUGAAAAUCUUUCUAAUUUGUUUUAUCUUCACCACCCCCCCCCCAGCAGUCCUGUUAGCUUAUGUAAAGAAGACAGAGCUUUCAGGAGAACAAAGGCACAUUAUUUCUCAAGUCAGGUUUUGCUGACUACAUAUGCUGUCUCAAGAGAAUAUGCUAGGGAAAUCACAUUUACUGAAAAUUUAAUAAUUUUUAUUUAAAAUAAAUAAUUUAUCAAAUUGGAGACUUCCCUAAGAAAUCUAGAAUGUGAUGGAAUUGACAUAGUACUGUGUCUUGCUUUUGUAAGCCUUGUUAACCCUUUCCAUGCCCAUUGGAGAUUCCCUUGCCUAGAAAAGGUGCAGGAAGCUGAAGAAAAAAAAAACAGAUACAGAGUGUGUUCUAGUAGCCUUAGUCUAAAUAGGGUACCUGUCACCGUGUGUGUAUUAAUAGAGCCAUCGUAGAUCUGAAUGUCCAUAAUGAUGAUUAAUCUUUUAUGUGUAGUUCUCUCUCUGCCUCUGUCUCUGUCUCUCCCUUUCAUAUGCACACACACACACACACACACACACACACACACACACACACACACACACAGAACAUGUGUGUCACAUACACUAACUCCAGGAACCAGGGAGGUUUGUGUAUUGGGGCUUUGGCAGUGCUAUUCCUGUAACGGAUUCAGUUAAUACUUACAAAGAAUCAAAAUCAUUUCAGAAAAAACAAACAAGUGAGCAGACGUUCAUCUUCCCUGUCUCGUCCUUUCCCUAUAAGAAGUAAGACAAAUCAUCAUUUUAUUAACUGCUGAGUAAAACUCAACAAAGUCAAUUCAGCCAGUGAACAGCAUGGUUGUUUCGAAGGUAAAAUUUCACUGUGGGCUUCUGAGGGUGGCGGGACACCAGAGAAUCCAGGCAGCCAUCAGGACCUAAGCACACAAAACCUCAGUAAAGGCCUGUAGGUGAUUUUAGGACCAUGAGAUCACUACUGAUUUGGUUUUUGAGCUUUUUUUUGGGGGGGGGGUGGUAAUAAAAGCCUGUGUGGCCUCAUUGCCUGUGGAAAGUUUUAUGUUCUAUAAAAGACAGCUAGCCUUUUCUCCUCACUAGUCACUAGUUAGUUCGGACAUUUACAGAGCAAAGGAAGGACUCCAGAAUGUCUCCAGAUGAAAACGAAGAAAGCACGGAACUGUGUAUGAGGAAUUCAGUUUAUGGAUCAGUCCCUGCUGGGGGAUGCUGGGAUCUCAGUGGUUCGCUGAUUAGGGUCAACUAUGGCUAGAAAAUCAUGGCACAUAGAAGUGCACGUAGUCAGACACCCUUCAGAGAGUUGAAAGGCCUCAGAAGAAAACCCAACCCUGCCUUGCUGCUGUGAGUAAUCUUCCCUUUGUUCUCCGAAGUAAAAUCUUAUUAUAAUGUUCACUUUUGUCAGGGUCUAGGCUCUUGCCUAUGCAUUAUUUUCCUCAUGCAACAAAGCAAUAAACCCAAGUAGGUAUUCGCAUGCUCAGGCUCCGAUAAACAAGCCGGAGCAGCUCAGGCCUCCUUUGAUGACUAAAAUGGCAGUGGUUACAACCCCGGGGCAACCUGCCCGGUUUGCUGCUCUCUUUAAGGACCAAUCUGUCUGCCCUGCUUUUUUUUUUUUUUCUUUUCUGCUUAUUCUGCAGCUGAACUCAUGAUCUAUCAGGCAGGACGAAGGACCAGAUGGGAUUUUCUAGUACUGGGAUACUUUCAGGGCUUCAGGGUCCAAGGGUCUUAAGGAGAUAAGGUUAGCGUCUGAAGCAAGGGUUUCCUAAACCAAGUUGUCACUUGAAGAUUCAUGGUCACCGCAUCUACAGUAGUCUCUGGUUAAACCCAAAAGAAGGAUUACUGAGUGCCAACCCAGCCAGGUGGCAACUGUGACAGCUAAUUUUCCGUGGGUGGAGUGAGAUAAAGUCUCAUCAAGAACACCAACCAGCUUAGGAUUUUCCCUAAAACUCUCUUCCCAGUUCACUGCCCUCGCCCUUCCCUUUCCUUUCGUUUCAUUGCUUAAGAGACUGCUUAGUAAGUGGCCAAAUAGUUAAGAGGGGGUUGGCUUGGAAGCAGAUAACAGGAGAUCUUAACUAUCAGUAAUAGCCAGUCUCACCGCCUCACACCAUAAUCAGGCAAUGACACAGAGAUGUUUAAAAACAACGUGGCUUGGGAGAGGAAACAUUUGAUUAAGACACUCCCCAUCUGUAGCUGUAAGGCUCACACAGCCACUGUGUGCCCAGGUUUCUUGCACUUCCUUCUGAAAUGAGAAGGAACUGGACCAACUGCAGUUUUCUAAUCUCCUUCCAUCUUACUGUUCUCAAACAUGACUUAUUUAUAUUGUAAGUUUGAAAGACACACAAAAUGAAUAUUCAAUUUAGGUGUUUCCUUGUCCAUGAUGAGAAAACUCCAACUCAAGCUUCCAUUCAUUCCAUACUUUACAAGCUUGGAGAGUGGCCACAGUAACCCAGUUUCCAGCAUUCAGACAUCAGUAAAUAUCCUUUGGUUAAAAUCCCUAUUCCCCAAACUCACUGUUCUCACGGAAGUGGUGAUUUUGCUCAGGGAAAUGUUCUGCAACAUCACCGUGAGGGACCAGACACCUGGAGUCUGAAUUUUGAGAUCUUGCAUCAUACCUGCUGUAGCAACAGAGCCCACUCCAAAUUCUCAGCCCACAUCAUUUUCCCCAAACAGUCCUAAUUGCCAACCCUGUGUGGGAAUUUGGGAGCCUCUGGCAAACAAGCUUGAACACUCCUGACAUUUGGUGCAAGAUUUACACAACAGCAACUGUCUCCACACACCUUUCCCGCCAAGUACAUGCAGACGUAUACAUCCAUUCUGCGCCUUCCCCCACCCCCGCCCCCACCCCCGCCCCCUGGAGAGAGGAUUUGAUUGAUUUCAUUAGAAAGUUCUCCUCUUGAUUUACAUGCAUAACAGACAGCACAUCAUUGGGAGAGAUGCUGUCACUUAUAAGAACGGAGUUUUCCCAUUUGCCCCAUGUCCGUCCAUGUUCACAGAGUGUCUAAGUCAUUACAGCAGAGAGGGUGGCUGCACCUAACCUUCCCUGGUUCUGUAUAAAAGGUCAUAGCUUGCAUUUUUUGCUCUCUGACCAAAUUUCAACCAGAGUUAAAUGGAUGUAUUUAGUGUGGUGAACAUCUUCAUUGCCAGAAAAGAUUUCAGCUCUUCAAAUUUGAGGGAGUAUAGCCAGUUGGGAAAGGGCUAAUUAUUGUUAGUGGUGAUGGUGGUUGGGUUUUUUUCUCCUCUCAAGGUGACAGAAGAUCUAUGGUGAGAGCAGAAAGAUGUUUCUUAAUUGACCUACUUAAGGUCACUGCAGAAAAGGGGGAGAAGUCCAGAAGGUCCUGGGAGAUUGGGUUCACACUAACACUCUGAAUCAUUUCUGAUCAGUUUUUUUUUUUUUUUCUAUGCUGAAUCUUGUCUUAUCCUAUGAUCCAGUUACCAGUUUUGGUAUUUUUAAGUCUUUCUCAUUGUAUUUUGGGGAAUUUUUAGGCUGAGAAUAAAAUCUACUAUUGGAACAGACCUGUGCUCUGCAGAGGCAUCACGUGACCCAGACAACGGGUGGCAGAAUAUCUGGGUUCCCCUGGAGACACCCCCAACCCCUGGGUGAGCUUUAGAACCUAACAACAGACUGUUAUCCUUAUCACCAUCCUCUGGGACAUGGGGGAUGAUGCAGUCAGAGCCUUGCUACUUCUGGGCUUUGUUUCUCUCUAUGGCAACCAUUUUAUCCUGCCUGGAAAUGGCUUCCUGCCCUACGUGGAGAGCAGGCACACUUACAGCCAAGGAAGUGGUCAAACAGAUCCCUAAGUUCUCUCCAUGCUACAACAAAUUCCCUAAUACACACAACCAGAAACUCAGCUCCUGGGUGGCUUAGUACCCACAAGGUCACUUUCCUGUUCUAAGAGCCUUCGGUAUCCAGAUUCUUCUACAAACCACCUCAACUCUUUCCUCUUUCUUCCCUCCUCCAUAAAAUCUCAGCAUCCCACCCCCACAUUGCACAACAGUGAUCAGAUCAGCUGGUCACUAUAGAGAUUUGUAUAUAUUAAAACAAACCUACUUUUUGGAGAAUUUUUUGUAUAUUCUUUUCUAUUUGUUUUCUACAAAUUGAGGACAGAGCUGGCAAACUGUGAAUCUAAUUUUAUCUUGAUGCCAGCAGAUAUAUUUUAGCUUCCUGGUAUGAAUCUAUGUUACUAGGGACACCAUAUCACCCUCUGAUCAGUAUUGCACCUCCAAUCUACAAAGUUAGUUUGGCCCAAUCUUACAUUCUCUCUUCCACAAAUCCCCAAAUUUCUUUGCUAUUAUUUAUACAGAGAAUAUUUAUAGUCCUGGAUAUUACAAGUUUUAAUGUUAAUUUAACUUUUAAUAACAUUACACAUUUGUAUCUACUCUUCAAAAAUCAUAAAGACUCAGAGUAGGCUGAUAUAGUCUCUUUGGUAUCUGUAAUUUUUUCAGACAGAUAUUUUCUUAUGAUAUUUUCUAUAAAACCACAUAGAUAGAAGUAUAGCUAAUUAGAGCACACAUUUCUAUAGCAAUUUGGGGUAUCAACUGUUUCCUGAGCAUACAGACACAUUUGAGAAAUUUUGGAACUCAGUCCUUAAUGAUGCAAUGAAUAACUUGACCAAACUCAGAACGAAGAAUUGCUUAAGCCCCUUAGGUAGUUAGCAUAUACAACUGAACAGUUAAUCCUUCAGCAUCAAGGAAUGGUGCUGACUGCUGUUUCCCGACACCAGUUCUUGUUUGCCCAAUGGACCUUUCUAAUUUUAUUUUUCUAUAAGAAGAAUAAAGGCCGGUGCUAAUAGCGGGACCGCUUCUCUAUCAGAAUCUCCCAUGCAUUUCUAGAUGUUUAUGUGAAAAUUGGCCCUAAUGAAACAGAGUAGCAAAGACUGAGGAUGGUUAGGAAGAAAAGAAUUCAGGACAGGUUUGGUGCAGUUUUAAGUCUUGCCAAGCAAAAUGAUAGCAAAACCUCACAUUGUUAUAUGAAUUGAACAUAUAUUUUUAAGAAGAAAUGAAAGACAACAUAUUUUUAGUACCCAUUCAGAAUCCAUGCUGUAUCCCUGGGGGCGGGGCAGAGCUGGGAGUUAGAGGCAUACUGAGAUUAUUUAGCAUAAACUCAAAUACUUUAUCCUCAGGUAGGCAACAAACUUAUGUAACCUUCCCACAAGGUAAACCAGUAGCCACGGAAAACACAAGGUGUCUUUUCUCCACCGAACACACACUCUGCAAUGGUGGGAGGACUGGUAUUUUACUGUGUUUGAAAGAAUAGCCUGUUACAUAGAUGACAUAGUAGGAUGUAUUCAAACCCGCUCCUCAUUAAGCGAACAGAUUAGCUGUGCCCUCAACUGGCUACGAUUGUAUCUGUUUUCACCGCUAGCUAUCAGAGCAUGAGUUUCUUGUGUGUACACGCUGAUACUUGGUUCACGCAUGAAGACAGUGCCUAUGCACUUUGUGUAGCUAUCAUGUAGGUAUUUGUGUGUAAUUUCAGUGAAACAAUGUAUAGACGUAAUUUAAUGUAACUGUUUUUCUUGGCUGUUUAUCUAAAUGCAGUAGAUAUGUCGGUUGCCGUUUGGAAACCUUCCUUUGCAGUCUUAGGUGUCGUCUAAGAGUUAUUUCUCGUUCUCAAUGUGACCUGAGUGAAGAACUUAACCUAUGAAACCCCUGUACUCAUGAUUGUUUGCAAAUCUCUGAGUCCAGCACCUUUGUAAAUACAGCCCCGAGGAGGAAUGGGGGUGAAUGUGUUUCCUGUUACUCAGUGAAAUAUCAGCCUACGCCUGCAUCAUUCCCACUCAGUGCACCAGUGGAACUUGUGGUUACCAAGUCUGAGGGAGGUUUAGAAUGAAGACACUCGUCUCUCCUCCCUCACUGGUGGACUGGGCUUAAAGAGACAGAAAAAAAAAUCAAAAAGUCCAUCUCCUCUUCAUACUCAAAUCAUGUCUUCUGGGGGAAGGGUCAACCUCUCUGGUUGUCAGAUCUUCACUUGAUGGUGACCUUCAUCAUGGCCUAAACAUCAUGGCCUGAAGAACCUUGUUACCUUUGACUUCCCGAGUUGGAGUACAAGAAUGUUUUUAUUGAUUAGUAGUCAUGCAGGUGAGCCUGAGCCUCCCCCGAAAGCACAGUUCUGGCAGCAAAUUGCACACCUGUGAGAGAACAACAGAGUACUAGAAGCACACGAAGGCUCAGGGCCAGCAACAGCCAGGGGCCAGCAAUGGUUGAGGACCAGCAAAGGCCAGUGGUCAACCUUGGCAUUGGCAGAGGACCAACCUUUGAUGGACUGAUCUUGAGUAUGUGACAGGAGGCUGAUCUCCUCUACUCAGCCUGCUCUGCUUGCCUGUGUGGAGUAGGUGGAGAUGAGAUUAACAAUGGCAAUUAGAUGUGAUUUUGCGAACUGCAUUCUCACUAAAUACCAUACUUUGUAGUUCCUGUAACCCCUCUCUUCCCCACAAAGACAGAAGAAACAGCAAUGUGCUCGAGAGUACCCCUCCCUUUCCUCACAGAUCAUUGAGAGGUGAAGCAAGCACACUCAUUUUCAGGGGCUUCCCCAGAUGUGUGGAGUGAGGGGAUAUGGUGACUGUGCCCUUCAAAUUAUGGAUGAAAAAAAAAAAAGUACAGAAGGGAAGGAGACUUUAGGCAGGAUUAUUUUUGAAUGAAAGAUCAGAUUAAUGUUUUCCCUUCCGCUCACAGUCCCCGUUGGUCUGGUGUCAUGUAGCAUAGUGCGUCUAUAGCACAUGGUAUUUAAAGACUAAUGAAUGCAAAGAGACUAAUUUGGGGGCUGUUUCUUAUAUAUGGUACUAGGAAAUGCCUUGUUGGCAAAGCACACCUUGGGUAGUUGAGAUCUCCUGUGUUCGUCUUUAGCUUUCCUUGUGAUGUAGACUCAUGACUGUAACAUUUCAUGUGUAAAAUAACUGGAUAUUCUUCAUAUGAUGGAAAUAACCUGUGAAUUCAAUCUUUCACUAAGUGUUUUAACUACUGUGUAUAUAUAUCUCUCUCAUCAAUAAAUGUAGAUUGCAAUUUC